Molecule: messenger RNA, 345 nt
Organism: Verticillium alfalfae VaMs.102
Lineage: Eukaryota; Fungi; Ascomycota; Sordariomycetes; Glomerellales; Plectosphaerellaceae
Product: peroxisomal hydratase-dehydrogenase-epimerase
Exons: 2
Coding region: 1-345 (114 amino acids)
Source: RefSeq, a predicted model, not a curated record
AUGGCCGAUCAGCUGCGAUUUGACGACCAGGUCGUCGUUGUCACCGGCGCUGGUGGCGGCCUCGGCAAGGUCUACGCCCUCUUCUUCGCCUCGCGCGGUGCCUCUGUCGUCGUCAACGACCUCGGCGGCUCCUUCAAGGGCGAGGGCACCUCCAGCAAGGCCGCCGAUGUCGUCGUCAACGAGAUCAAGGCCGCUGGGGGGAAAGGCCGUGGCCAACUACAACUCCGUCGAGGAAUGGCGACAAGAUCAUCGAGACGGCCAUCCAGGCCUUUGGUCGCAUUGACAUCCUCAUCAACAAUGCCGGUAUCCUCCGUGACAUCAGCUCAAGAACAUGAUCGACCAUGA